AUGGCCCCCCAGCUGCUGGUCGCGGCUGAUAAGUACGGCUUGUCAGGCCUGAAGGCACAGUGCGAGCAGCAGCUGGCUGCACAGCUCAGCCUUAAGAAGGCCGCCGCCGCCUUCAUAAAGACUCAUAUUUUACACGUGAUGGCGACAAAGGGCUGGCCAGAUACACUGCAUUGUCAGCCUGAAGAUCUGAUUGAAGUGCUGAAGCUGCUGUCUGAGCCACCUGCAGAAACCAGCACUCCAGCCACUGGUGACAGCGAGGUCACCCCCACCAGUCAGCUGCACACUGGCCACAAAAACUGCAGCAGGGCUCCUGUUCCAGCUGCAAAGCACACAGCUACCUGCCCCACUUCCACAUUUGACGAUGCUUCCGUCUCUUUCCUGCGGACCCUCUCUGCAGCGGAGAAAGGAAGGAGGCUGAUCAAGGCAGCUAGCGAUGGGACAGUGCAAGAGCAGCAGAUGCUGCUGGCAGCUGGGGCUGAUGUGGGUGCGACGGAUGGGAACAAGAAUACUGCCCUGCACUGGAGAGCCUGGGAGGGUCACGUGGAAGCGGCGAGCUGUCUGGUGGGGGCUGGCGCGGAGGUGGGUGCCGGGAACUGGGUCCAGAACACGCCGCUGCACUGGGCUGCAUGA
Schistocerca americana (American grasshopper) is the source of this 630-nucleotide messenger RNA. RefSeq lists its product as uncharacterized. Lineage: Eukaryota; Metazoa; Arthropoda; Insecta; Orthoptera; Acrididae. Gene Ontology annotation, molecular function: protein binding. The transcript has 4 exons. Bases 1 to 630 code for a protein of 209 amino acids. The record is from RefSeq and is a predicted model, not a curated record.